UCAGUAGAUUCUGUCAAUCAGGAAAGAUGUUAUUAGAGAAUCUAUUACCUUAAAUGCGCACAGAGAAAAGUUAGAGGAAAUAUUUCGGGGAUUUUAACCGCGACAUCAUGCAGAAACAGGGCGGUUAGUAAGCUAGCCGCUGCGCUCAGCAGCGCACUGAAAUAAAGCAAAUGGCUGUAGUUGGUUUAAUGCCACACUGUCUGACAUUAUGGCACAUUUUCCUCAAUAUCAAAGCUGUGUGUCUGUUUUCGCCCUUUUUGUGUGUCGGCUGCGGCCACAUGACGUUGCACUCCAGUCUAGGACGUUAUUGUAACGGUACCUCUGAGGAUACACCAACACACACAGGGAAAUAUGACAACCUUUGCAAUCUUCCUGCAAUGCAUCAAAGCCAAAGAGGAAAGUCAGCUGGCCUGGCCAUGCUCAGGAUCAAUGGUAAAGUGAUCCAUGGGCCCUCUACUGUUAAUGAAUGGAGCCCAUGUCUGUCUUCGGCCCCCGCUGGGCCUUGGAGUCACUCUUUUUACUCCUCCUUCACCUCCGUGUCAAACUUGUUGCAGCUCAGAAGGAGCAGAAGCACUCUCAUCAGCCACAGCCCUCCUCAGCCUCCUCCUCAGGUUCAGAAUUCGGUGCCUCCAUCGUCAUUCGGGGUAAAAUUUUCUAAGUGUGUCCAGGUGAAGCUCUACACCGAUCCCCCUCAGGUGACGUUCUUCCUACUGAUCCACAAUCAAAGCCCCUCAGGUGGGACCAACCUUUCUCAGAUGGCCAUACGAGACUCCAUUUCCGGGGUAACGCCCAUCAAAACUGAAGGCAGGGUCGUCGAAAGAGGCUACCAGACAUUUUCUAUCGAUUCCCUGCAGGCCGGAUCUCAUGUGGUUGUUAAUUAUACUGCUCACAUAAGAAGUCACAAGAAUGAGCUCCUAGAUCUCCCUGCUUUCCUGACCUUCUGCAAUGCAUCACAGAAUGAUGUCCGUAUGUUUGGGCCACUAAGAGCCAAUCUGACUCUGAGGGUAAAUUCCACCGACAAGAUUUCUCCCAAUCAUGGAGUCCAUUUUGCUGGAUUUGUUGCUGGUUUCUUCAUCACGUUGGUGCUGCUAUUGUUGGGGGUUCUCAUCAUGAAAUUUGCUAGUCCCAGAGCCAGAUCCUGUCUUCUUCAGCAAAGGAGAUUCAGAUGUGAUUUGGAUCCUGAGUUUGCAGAGACCAGCUUGAUUGAGACCAUCAAAGAGGAAGCUGCAUUUGAGGACAAGAUGGUGGACAUCAUGGUGCUGGAUGAGCCACCAAAUAUGUACCAGGCUUUGGAUAACCUUGAAAUGUCUUCACUGGUUCAAGCCUCCAGUAACCUGGAGGCCAUCCGGAUUCAGAUUUACAAAGAUGUGACGUUCUGCCUGCUCGGUGGCCUGCGAUCGCGGGGCCAGGUCAGCGCCCAGGCCCAGCAGAGGUUGCUCAGUGUGGUCCAUGGGCAGCUGCUUGGAAUGGAGGGACGCCUGAAAGAGGAACAAGGGGUUCGCAUGGCUACUCUGGCUGGUCAGUGUAACCUGGAGACGCAUGAGGAAAUGGAAGCAGAGCAUCGCAGACAAGCGGCUGAAAAAGCCCAAGCUGAGCGGCUUUGCCAGCAUGCAGGCCAGCAGGAGCUUCUCCAAUGCAGCAUCCUCCUGGAGAAGCUGCAGAAUUUGAGCCAGAGUCACCUACGGCGGAUCCUCUUGGUCCGACAUGAAGAGGCUUCAGCAAAGGUCCAGAGGGAGCUCAUCGAGUGGCGACGGGUGGAGCUGCACAAGAUCUUCUCAGAAGAACUGGAGGAGGCCACAAGGAUGGGCGAGUUAGACGGGAGCUCAGCCAAGAGACUUCAGCACAAGUACUUUGCAUAUCAGGAUCAGCUGGAGGAAGUGCUGGAUGUGGCUGUUGCCAAUCAGCGGUACGUCCUGGCUGAACGCAGCGCUCAGAGGAAGUUCUUGGUGCGAAGCCUCCACAGCCUCGAUGUUCUGAUCUCCGACACCUUCUCCAGCACCUCCAGCAACUUGGAAAGCUGGUUCUUCCACAUCAGGAGGGGGAGCAUUGUACCAUCAGAACAGCUGAAUCAGCUGCAAGAAAAGGCCCAGAAGGAGCUUGUUAUGGUGAAGCAAAGAUUGGAUGAGACCCUGAACCAAGAAAAGAGAGCAAUGCGUUGCGGACUAAUUAACAAGAGGAGAGGGCUCAUCUCAGACAUGUUGAAGGUCCACAAGCAGAGACAGAGCGACUUAUCCAGCACUACUAAAGGUCUGGAAGAGAACAUAGAUGUAGCAUACCAUCUGCAGUGUUGGCAGAACCUACUGACAGCGCACAGCCUGGAGCUCGCAGAACUCAUCAACAAUCUGGACAAGGAGGCUGCUGCCGACAUCCGCAAGGUGACGAUGCGAGGGAUUCAGAGUGUGAUAGCCGAUGUGAAAGCCAUCCAGCCUUCCGCUGCACAGGCCUUGUUGACACUCUUGCCGCCGGGUGCUAAACAGCCCAUGUUGCCCAUACAGCCCAUCCUGGAAGCAGAGGUGGGGUCAGAGAAGGCUGCAGGGCAAGGGGCCAGUGCUCUACUGCAGGGCCAGGAAAGGCUUCACCAGGAAGGUAAGGCAGCACUGCGAACCCUCAGCUGCACCAGGGAGUCCCUGCAGGAAAGCAUGGAGCAAGAGCUGCAGGAGCAGAAGGAACUCAGGGCUCACUGGAGAGAGUUCUUCAGGUCUCUGUGUUCGUCUCAGCUGACACUGUCUGAGGAUGACAGGCUGAGGAUGAAGCUGGAGUUCCAGAAGAGUCUGUCCCUAAUAGACCGCUGUUUGGUGCUGCCUCACGCCACCUCCAGAGCCAAACUCCACACUGCUCUGGCUGCGUGGAGAGCAAAAACUGAAGAGGAGAUGGAAAAUACGGAAUCUAAGGGGAAAACCACUGAAACCAGAAAGAAAACAGACACCUCUGAGGUGGCGUGUUUCCAGCAGAGGCUCCAGGACAGAAUUCAACUUUUUGAUAAAGAGAGGGAGAUGGAGAGCGGUGUUAUGAUUAAGGUAAUGGAGGAAAUGCAGAGAGAGAGGAAAGUUUAUCUGCUCUGCCAAGCGGACAGCCUGGCAAUGCAGAUGGCUACCAUCAUCUUUCAGAAGGCUGAGAGGUGGACCAAAGUGUUGGAGACAUCCAAGGCCAUGGUCACCCUGCAGAGCCUGCUCAUUCAGCAGCUCACGGAGAGAAAAAUCCCAGAUCUUCAGGAUAUGGCUCCCAGCAUACACAGUCACUGCUUGAGCCUCAAAGAAGCAGAACAACAGCUUCAGGCAGACAGGACAGAGCUGGACAGACUACAGAUGUUUCCGCUUGGAGCAAUGCCUCAUGAAACCCAGGAAGAGGGCAUUGAGGGACAGGAGGCCAGUGAAGAUGAUGUGUUUGAGCUUCGGCCAGAUUACAGCAUGACCUCCAUUCUUCAGGAGGCUCUUCACAAGUGUGAGCAGGUCACUGCCUUGGCCUUUGAAAGGUUUCAAGAGAUUACCAUCAACGAUCAAGAAAAAGAAGAAUUAAAAGAGCAAGUUGAACUUAAAAGACUUUAUUCAAACUGUGAUCAGGAUCUGGAGUUUGCCUCUCAGCUGCUAAAGCAGAGUCGUCUCUCUGGUUCUAUUCUCUCUGAGGUUCUGCGCCUCCUUCUUCCAAGUUUGCCCGAAAGUGAACUUCUUUCAAUCAGCGACGCCCUCUGCCGCAAACAACGUCCCAUUUCAGUUUCUGCAGAGGAAGAUCGCUCCGGAUGUGCUGGGGAGCAGAACAGAGUCAUUCCUGUCAGACUGAGGGAAAUUGUGCUGCAGAAAAACAGCACAGAUGUGCAACAUGGUGCUGUGGAGAGAGAGAGGCUUCGGGUAAAGAUGCGCAGUAUGGUGGAAAAGCUGCUCCCCAGGUCUCGUCUGGAUGCUGGAUCGUUGCAGGCUGGGAAUAGAGGAAAGAAGGACCUAAAUACAAACGGCCAGCAGCCUGUUUUAAAGCCUGUCACCUUUGUUCGGCAGCUGCAGAGUGACACAGCGAGAGCUGUGACGGAAGCAGAGAAUUGCCCUGAUGAGGAAAAGGAGACCUCCGCCUGCAACGCACCGGGGAGAGAGCGCCUGUUUGUGUUUCGGGAUCCACCGGAAUCUGAUAAUCCUGCCGUCGUCCCGAAAAGGAAAAAGAAGAGAAAUUUUCUCAAUCUUAAGAAAGGUUCUGUAGCUCCUGCAACAUGAGACUCUUAUACAAUAUCUCUUAUUCUGUUCUCUUGUUGUAAUUUUAUGAUUCUAAGGAAAUCACCAAGAAAUUGAUAGUUUUAUAUAAAUCUGCUUAUUUUUGUACCAUUUUUAUAUGUAUGUAUUCUCUUGCUUUUUUUUCAAUUAAAGGCAGCUGACUUUUCACACCUGAUGUCUUUUGUAUUUCCUCUUUAAGAUGUUCAGAUACAGAAACAUUUGGAUGAAUUGGAAUAUUCACAGAAGAUUAAUUACGUAUAACUUGCAUAUAGACUUCCUAUUUGGAGGGUUUCCACCAAUAAUUUUUUUCUGAUUAUUCU
Molecule: messenger RNA, 4516 nt
Organism: Cyprinodon tularosa
Lineage: Eukaryota; Metazoa; Chordata; Actinopteri; Cyprinodontiformes; Cyprinodontidae
Product: limbin-like
Exons: 23
Coding region: 171-4199 (1342 amino acids)
Biological process (GO): smoothened signaling pathway
Cellular component (GO): ciliary membrane; plasma membrane protein complex
Source: RefSeq, a predicted model, not a curated record